UAGAUUUUUUUUGCAUUUGGAGGAAAAUCAGUUGCAUUGAGCAUAGCAUUUAGUGCAGACGCGAAAAAUCACAUUCUGCAGUAGUUACUGAAGGAAGAUGUUUUCAACAAUUUUUGAUGAAAAGGAAAAACUGUGGACUGGUCUAAGUAGGGCUCCACAUUACAAUAUUAAUCUUUCCGUUGGCCAGGCUAUUUUACAAUCACUCGAGUCAAAUCCGAAUAAAAUUGGCCAGAUCAGCGACAACAAUGGCAUGAUGCUGACGAAUAAUGAAAUAAGAAUGAAAACUAUUUUCGUUUCGCAAAAUUUACUCAAAAUCGGAGUGAAGGAGGGAGAUGUGGUUGCAGUCAUCGCUCGAAAUCAACAUUACGUCGCUCCUGUGGUCUUCGCUUGCCUUACUAUUCUGGCACCUGUUAACACUCUUGACGCAAGCUUCACCCCAACCGAAAUAGCUCACAUCAUGAAAAUGACGCAGCCGAAGAUAAUUUUUUGUGAUUCAAAUAACGUACUUAGCAUUCGGGAUUCGUUAAAACUACUGAAGACAACAGUUCCAAUAUUCGCUUUCGGUGGUAAGGUUGAUGGGGCCCGUAUGGUGGAGGAAUUGUUUGUUCCGUGCGAAAACGAUGAACUCUUCUGUCCGCCAAAUUUAACUGAUGGAAAAAAUACAGUCGCUGCUAUUGUUUGUUCUUCUGGAACAACCGGUUUAAGCAAAGGAGUUGGCUUAACGCAUGCAGCAAUAUUGGAAAAUAUGCUGAAACUGACGCCGUUAAUACAAGACGACGUAAUGCUGUGCUUCAGUUCUCUGUACUGGCUAUCUGGGUUCCUUACGUUAAUGCUUGCAACAAUUAUUGGUGCAAGAAGAAUCAUAACAACCGAAACAUUCAAUCCUGAACUGUUUCUACACAUUGUGGAAAAGUACAAAGUUACGGUGACUAUGACAUCGCCCUCGUAUAUUGCGCUAUUACUGCAGAGCGACAGACUAUGCCAAUCCAGUUUGUCAAGCAUGAAGCUAUUUUGGUGCGGUGGAAGUUAUGUCGCCGAAGAGCUUACAAGGGAAAUGAACAAAUAUUUGAUCAACGGAAGGGUUCAAGUUGCAUAUGGUUUGACGGAGAUAGCUGGACUGUUUUCGGCGAACAAUACAAACAGAAAUCUAAAUUCGGUUGGGAAGUUAGUUUUCAAUAUCAAAGUGAAACUUAUCGACGACAAUGGACAAUGGUGUGGUGUAAACGAAACCGGAGAAAUAUGCUGCAUGACACUCUAUCCAUUUCUUGGUUAUUUCGGCGAUGAAGAAAACACUAAACAAAUAUUGGAUGACAAUGGCUGGAUACACACCGGAGACGCUGGCUAUUUCGACGCUGAUGGAUAUUUGUAUAUUGUGGACCGCAAAAAAGACAUCUUGAAGUACAUGAACUAUCAGAUAUCUCCGUCAGAGUUAGAGAGUAUCAUUUUGACCUGCGAUGGGGUCGCCAAUGUGUGCGUUGUCGGUAUUCCCGAUCUUGUUAAAACAGACUUACCAGCUGCGGUGGUCGUAAGGACACAUUUUGGACAUAGGAUCACGUCCGACGAAAUCAAAAAUGCCGUUCAGGAGAAAUGUUCCGAUUUCAAACAGUUGCGGGGAGGCGUCUAUUUCGUUGAAACCUUACCUAUGACACCGUCGGGGAAGAUUUUAAGGCGCAUUGUCAGAGGCAUGGCCAUAGAAUUGUACAACAAUACGAAUGGAAUUGAACAAUGAAUUAUUUACGGAGAUGAGUUAUUCCAUAUCACUGCACUUGAAGCAGUGGUAUGGUUAUCCUGAAUCAUAUUUAGAUUGAAAGUUCGUUAAACGAUUGAAGAUUGAAUAAAGUAUAUGUAUCUUCUAGAACUAGUAUAGCAACGAAGCCACUUGUUAGGACGAUCUACCUGCUACGUUGUUGUCUCCACUGCCUGCACAAUGAAGUCUUACAGACUUUGCAUAUACUUAUGGAGUUUCUGUUGGGUUCUGUAGUAAAUUGAGCUUGCCCCGAUUCUAGAUUCACUUUAUCGAUCACUUACUAGUCGAAAUAUUAUUCAACAUAAAGCUUCACUGUUUAUGCGAGUCUGAAAAUUCAAAACACCAAAGUUCAUCCGAAAAGUUUCAUAAAACUUAAAAUUCGCCAAACGUUACCGGAUGAAAUUAAUGUAAAAUGAUGUUCUCAUGUUCAAUAAAGACAUUCUAACCUGACUUGCCUUGUACGACAGUCGGCCUGUGUGUGGCUAUCACGGUAGCUGCACACAUAAAAAGGCCAUCCUUUUAGACGUGACUGGUCAUCUGUUAUUGACAUAGAUCGAC
Bradysia coprophila is the source of this 2305-nucleotide messenger RNA. RefSeq lists its product as uncharacterized. Gene Ontology annotation, molecular function: long-chain fatty acid-CoA ligase activity. NCBI's taxonomy places the organism in Eukaryota, Metazoa, Arthropoda, Insecta, Diptera, Sciaridae. Gene Ontology annotation, biological process: fatty-acyl-CoA biosynthetic process; long-chain fatty acid metabolic process. The record is from RefSeq and is a predicted model, not a curated record.